AUUCCAUCUCUUCUCCUGCCUGCAGCAUCGUCCAGGUAGGAAGACUCCAAGCAUAGCCAAAUCUGGAGGAUGAAGGUCGAGGCACUAAUGGUCACUGUGCUCCUCCUGGUGCUGCUCUCCCCAGCCCCGGCACCGUCUCAGGCACUGGGGGACCGGACUGCCACUCCAGAGAGGCAGCCAGGAGUUGGGGGCCCUGAAGAAGACCUUUUGCCACCUGGAAAGGGAGGGAAUAACUUGCCCAGGCAGGGGUCAAAGAGAAGCUGCCCCAUGGCUGGUGAAUGGGAGCUGAAGGAAGAGGCCCCCAUGGGCUCCAGGUCCACCAGCAGGGCCAUGGCCAAGUCACCACCGUGCAGCAGCGAGCAGGACCCUGCGAGCAAACCCCCGAGACUCCUGCCACAGCCCCUCCGCAGCAGGAGCCCGAGGCUGAGCCAUCACCUGAAGGGCUACGGGAAGUUCAACGGGGACACGCAUUCCUGCCACAGCAUCCAGUCCCGGCCCUGCCAGAAGCCCUCUGACUGCGGUGGCUGCCUGGGGCUCUACACCUGCAAGCUGCCCACCAGCAAAUGCGUCCUGAAAGCCGUCUCCAGGCAGAGAGGUAAGCUGCAAGCCCCCCAGCUGCUGGCAUGGAGGACACCAGACACAGCCACCUCCAAGCACAGCCUUUCCGCUACACCCCUCCAGACCCAAAUCAGACCUGCCCUGUGCAGGGCACUGUCUUGUGCCCUAAACACACCUGCAAAGGGCUCCUGCAUGUCCUGCCAGCACUGACCACCUUCAAUAAUGAGUGAACAACAAUGGUGAAUGGGACAUUCCCGUAAGUAUCGGUAAAAGCUGGGAUUUGCCUGGCACCCUGAGCCCUUGCAGGAUGCCAACAGCCCAUGUGGGGAAGUUAAGGAGGGAAAGGAGGCUCAGGGUUUAGCCGGAGGCUUGCGAGUCGACAAGCACAGCUCUCCCAGGCAUCACGGGCUCCCAGCCCUGCAGAGCUGCUCGUGUCAGUGUGCACAAGCUUAUUAAUGAACCAAGGACCAUCAGGGGGCAGAGAGCGCAAGUUUUAACAUUUAACCGCCAGAACAAGUGUCCCAGUUCUCCUUGGUACAUCUGUACUGCUCCUGGACUGGCCUUUUGCCUCAGCACGUUUGACUACACCCACACAAACACAGUCAUGGAGGAGAAACUCAUCCAAGACUACUAACCACAGACACCAGCUCGGGUGUGGGAACCACUCAGUUGCAGAACAUGCAGUAGGCAUGUGUAACCUUCUGGGUAUCUAUAGUGUGUUUGUGUAUGUGUAGGGUGUACCCAGAUUCACGCAGUCUUCUUCUGGGCGUCUGCUGUUGGGAGCCUCCACAGGAGGACACGUGGACACAUGGUCAGACAUACAACAGCCAGUUUUACAGCUUAUUUUCACAGGUAGACUCCUCCAAACCAUCCAGAGCCCUGUGGGGCCCAAGGUCCUGCUCAUCCCUGAGCAAUAACAUUCGAUGUAAAGCUGAAGAGGCUGUCCUGCAGCUGGAGACCAACGCUCGUUUUAAAUGAUUUCUAAUUAAAGUUUCAUAUUAAACCCCUAAUGGCACAGUUGUAAAUGUUGCUUUCACUGCACUUCUCAUGCCACUGUUUUUUAACACCCCCUGGGAUUUUGUACAGUAUAUAGGCUGCAUUCCGCUUUCCUGAGAGCUGCCCACAAAAGCACUGAGUGGCCACAGAGCCCUGUGCUGUAGCAGCAGAGACAACUUGAAGCCCCAAAGUGAGAAAUAUGGGGCUAUUUCACACCUAAUUUUGGAUGUUGCAAAAGCUGCCACUAUCUCAGCAUGCUCACACCCAAGUUCAAGCUGAACUAAGGAGCCUGUUGUCAUUGGGCAUCCCAGGAAACCCACCCAGCUCCUCACCAUGGUUCCCACUGAAGAAGACAAGUACCACGCUGUUGAAAACGUCACUUCAGAAGGGAAAUGCAGAGCCCCAGACAUCAGACACCUGCUUCUGGGGCCCAAGCUGAGCCACAAUCAGCUUCAUUUAGCACCUCACAAAGCUUUGCAGGCAUCCUGUCUGCCUCUGCAUGCGCGAAUGCAAUGCACUCCAGCUUUGCAAAACCCCAUUUCACUACCAUUAAAACCACCUUUUUGAAAGGAAAACCAAACCAACAGCAUUUGAUUCACCUUGAAUUCCAUCGCAGUGAAAUGCUGCCGGCUUCUCUGCCCCUGCUCUUGUUGCUUCAGCUGCCCUAUAGGCAAGUUGGGGACUAUGGAGCUGCAGGUGCUGCCCACCUGCCCGGGGUGGCACUAGUGCUGUCUGGCACUUACGGUGCUCACCACAGAACAGCAGAGGGAUUGAGGUGGAAAGGGACUUCUGCAGGUCAUCUGGGCCAACCUCCUCUGCUGAAGCAGGGCCGCCUGUAAUGGCACAUGUCAAAGGCGUAACAAGCCUCAUGAGACUAGGAGACAGUGAAGCACUGUCUCUCCAAGCACUCGCCCCUCCACCCACCCAGCCACCUACUCCUGCCACCGUCUAUCACAACCCAUUUUUUCUACCCUUAAACACAACAAAGAGGCUGCCACUGUAGGAAACUUUGGAAACGCAGGCUUCAAAAGAUGCACAGAGCAGCACUGGACUUAAAGCUCUGCCUUUGUCACCAAGUAGACCCUGCUGCUCAUCAACAAGGCCCUCUCACCUGGGAAAGUAAACUGACUCCAGGGGUGCUCAGACCAUUUUCAAAACCUCCAGGAGCCCUGUGCAGCCCAGCACAGCACGUCUGCCCACAGCAAAGGCACCUGCACACAGAUCUCACCCUGCAAUCCCUGCCUCUAAGAGCCGGGGAAGAGAUUUCCUUUUGGGCUGCAGCAAAACUACCCUCUGGCCUCCUCUCCAAACAGUAGAGAAGACCCAAGGAUGUUCCACCUGCU
Messenger RNA from Cuculus canorus (common cuckoo), 2897 nucleotides. RefSeq lists its product as uncharacterized. The coding region runs from base 70 to 768 and encodes 232 amino acids. The record is from RefSeq and is a predicted model, not a curated record. The transcript is spliced from 2 exons. Lineage: Eukaryota; Metazoa; Chordata; Aves; Cuculiformes; Cuculidae.